AUGUCACUAAAUACAAGAACUUUGUUAAGAACAAUUUGUAAGUAUGUGUAUUACGCUGGAGCAGGGAACUGUUGGUACGAGGAUAUCUACCAUGAGACUAUCCCUUACUAUAUGUACAGCGUAGUUACAUUCUCAAUUUACACCACCAUGAUUUUCCUUGAAAACCUCGCCGCAUUGUUCGGGAACUUUCCCGGAGUGGAAAAGAAUUCAGCAGUUAUGUUCGCUGCUAUACACAACAUUGUUCUCACUAAGAUGUUUCUCCUUUUAUAUCAUAAAAAAUCUAUAAGGAAAUUAAACUAUGAAAUGGCUAACGUCGGAGCGAGUUAUGAAGAGGAUUAUGUUAUGCGAAAACAAUAUCGUAAAGCGACAGUUGGUAUAUGGCUGUACGUCAUAUCUGUUUACCUGUCUCUCUCAGCGUAUGGGAUCGAAAGUGCUAGAAGGGCGAUCGUUGAAGGGGCCCCUUUUUAUACCGUGGUCACAUAUUUACCAGUUUACGACGACAACUCCGCUGUAGCACUGUUUUUUCGAAUAUUUUUCUACAUAACAUGGCUGUACAUGAUGCUACCGAUGAUGUCUGCCGACUGCAUGCCAAUCACGCAUUUGAUCACCAUGACAUACAAGUUUAUUACUCUGUGCCAUCAUUUCGAACGGAUACGGUCAGAGUUCGAUAGUAAUAUAAAAGUAAUGAACAAACGGGAAGCAAUAGACAAACUAAAAGCUGGAUGUUUGGAAGGUAUUCGGAUGCAUCAGAAACUUCUGUAG
Molecule: messenger RNA, 762 nt
Organism: Spodoptera litura
Lineage: Eukaryota; Metazoa; Arthropoda; Insecta; Lepidoptera; Noctuidae
Biological process (GO): sensory perception of smell
Cellular component (GO): membrane
Molecular function (GO): olfactory receptor activity; odorant binding
Source: RefSeq, a predicted model, not a curated record